CGGAAAAGUCCUGAACCUCUGAGGAAAAGCCUUGCAAGAAACAAUAACAAACGGGAGGAGGAAGCGAUUCUGGGGUUUCUGUGUUGAACGGUUCUUGUCUGCGAAGAUGCGCUUCGGCCCCUGUCAGGGGACGUAAACGGACUCAGUGGGCUUCAGCCAGCUUUUCUCCACCGGUUCCCCACGGGGACUCCCCUCCCCGGCCGUUGCAAUGGCGGGCGUGGGGCCGGGGGGCUACGCGGCGGAGUUCGUGCCACCCCCAGAGUGCCCAGUCUUUGAGCCGAGCUGGGAGGAGUUCACAGAUCCGCUCAGCUUUAUCGGCCGCAUCCGGCCUUUGGCGGAGAAAACCGGUAUCUGCAAAAUUCGGCCGCCCAAGGACUGGCAGCCUCCAUUCGCCUGUGAAGUAAAAAGCUUUCGUUUCACUCCAAGAGUCCAGCGCCUGAAUGAACUUGAAGCAAUGACCAGAGUGAGAUUGGAUUUCUUGGAUCAACUAGCAAAAUUUUGGGAACUUCAAGGAUCUACUCUGAAGAUCCCUGUGGUAGAGAGAAAAAUCCUGGAUCUGUAUGCUUUGAGCAAGAUUGUUGCCAGCAAAGGAGGUUUUGAAAUGGUCACCAAAGAGAAGAAAUGGUCUAAAGUGGGUAGUCGCUUGGGAUAUCUGCCAGGAAAAGGAACUGGGUCUCUUUUGAAGUCACAUUAUGAAAGAAUUCUCUACCCAUAUGAGCUUUUCCAGUCUGGUGUGAGCCUUAUGGGUGUGCAGAUGCCUAAUUUAGAUCUUAAAGAAAAAGUGGAGCCUGAGGUUCUCAGCACUGAUACCCAAACUUCCCCAGAGCCAGGCACAAGAAUGAACAUUCUGCCGAAGAGAACAAGACGUGUGAAGUCUCAGUCAGAAUCUGGAGAUGUGAGUAGAAACACGGAACUGAAGAAACUUCAGAUUUUUGGGGCUGGGCCCAAGGUUGUGGGCCUGGCAAUGGGAACAAAAGAUAAAGAAGAUGAGGUCACCAGAAGACGAAAAGUUACCAACAGGUCAGACGCAUUUAACAUGCAAAUGAGACAACGGAAAGGCACUCUCUCUGUUAACUUUGUUGAUCUCUAUGUUUGUAUGUUUUGUGGUCGGGGAAACAAUGAAGAUAAAUUGCUUUUGUGUGAUGGAUGUGAUGACAGCUAUCAUACAUUUUGUCUAAUUCCUCCACUACCUGAUGUUCCCAAAGGAGACUGGAGGUGUCCUAAAUGUGUCGCUGAGGAAUGUAGCAAACCUCGAGAAGCCUUUGGAUUUGAACAAGCUGUACGAGAGUAUACACUUCAGAGCUUUGGAGAGAUGGCAGAUAAUUUUAAGUCUGAUUAUUUUAAUAUGCCAGUCCAUAUGGUUCCCACAGAAUUAGUAGAAAAGGAAUUUUGGCGGCUGGUAAGCAGCAUUGAAGAAGAUGUUAUUGUGGAAUAUGGAGCAGAUAUCUCCUCAAAAGACUUUGGAAGUGGAUUUCCAGUGAAGGAUGGGCGGAGAAAGAUGCUGCCAGAAGAAGAGGAAUAUGCACUUUCUGGUUGGAAUUUGAAUAACAUGCCUGUCCUGGAACAGUCUGUUCUUGCACAUAUUAAUGUGGACAUCUCUGGUAUGAAAGUGCCAUGGCUCUAUGUGGGAAUGUGUUUCUCUUCUUUUUGCUGGCACAUUGAAGAUCACUGGAGUUAUUCCAUCAACUACUUGCACUGGGGGGAGCCAAAGACAUGGUAUGGUGUGCCAUCUCAUGCUGCAGAACAACUGGAGGAGGUGAUGAGAGAGCUAGCCCCUGAGUUAUUUGAAUCCCAGCCUGAUCUUCUGCAUCAGUUAGUCACCAUCAUGAACCCCAAUGUGCUAAUGGAGCAUGGUGUGCCUGUGUACAGGACCAAUCAGUGUGCUGGCGAGUUUGUUGUGACAUUUCCUCGUGCCUAUCACUCUGGAUUUAACCAGGGCUACAACUUUGCUGAAGCUGUGAACUUCUGUACUGCUGACUGGUUGCCCAUUGGACGUCAAUGUGUAAAUCAUUACCGACGCCUAAGGCGCCAUUGUGUCUUUUCACACGAGGAACUCAUUUUCAAGAUGGCAGCAGAUCCAGAAUGCUUAGAUGUGGGGCUGGCUGCCAUGGUCUGCAAAGAAUUGACUCUCAUGACUGAAGAAGAAACACGAUUAAGAGAGUCUGUUGUACAGAUGGGUGUCCUGAUGUCAGAAGAAGAAGUGUUUGAACUUGUUCCUGAUGAUGAGCGGCAGUGUUCAGCAUGCAGAACCACGUGUUUUCUCUCUGCUCUCACAUGUUCCUGUAAUCCUGAGCGGCUUGUAUGUCUCCACCAUCCAACUGAUCUGUGCCCCUGCCCCAUGCAGAAGAAAUGUCUUAGGUAUCGCUACCCUUUAGAAGACCUCCCUUCUCUGCUAUAUGGUGUAAAAGUCAGGGCACAGUCCUAUGACACUUGGGUCAGUCGUGUUACAGAAGCAUUGUCUGCUAACUUCAACCACAAAAAAGAUUUGAUUGAAUUGCGAGUAAUGCUGGAAGAUGCUGAGGAUAGGAAAUACCCAGAGAACGAUCUCUUUCGAAAACUCAGGGAUGCUGUAAAAGAAGCUGAGACCUGUGCUUCUGUGGCUCAGCUGCUUCUGAGCAAAAAGCAGAAACACAGACAGAGCCCAGAUAGUGGGAGGACUCGGACCAAACUGACAGUGGAAGAAUUGAAGGCCUUUGUCCAACAACUUUUUAGUCUUCCGUGUGUCAUCAGCCAAGCUCGGCAAGUGAAGAAUCUGCUAGAUGAUGUGGAAGAGUUUCAUGAACGUGCUCAGGAGGCCAUGAUGGAUGAAACCCCAGAUUCUUCCAAACUCCAGAUGUUGAUAGAUAUGGGCUCUAGUCUCUAUGUGGAACUCCCUGAAUUACCACGACUGAAGCAAGAGCUACAACAGGCUCGGUGGUUGGACGAAGUAAGACUGACCUUAUCAGAUCCACAACAAGUCACUUUGGAUGUCAUGAAGAAACUGAUAGACUCUGGGGUAGGGUUGGCACCCCACCAUGCUGUGGAGAAAGCAAUGGCUGAACUACAGGAGCUCCUUACAGUCUCUGAACGAUGGGAAGAAAAGGCUAAGGUCUGCCUACAGGCAAGACCACGGCACAGUGUGGCAAGUUUAGAAAGCAUUGUGAAUGAAGCCAAGAACAUUCCAGCCUUUCUACCCAAUGUGUUGUCCUUGAAAGAAGCCUUACAAAAGGCUCGAGAAUGGACAGCUAAAGUGGAAGCUAUUCAGAGUGGCAGCAAUUACGCUUAUUUGGAGCAGCUUGAGAGCUUGUCUGCGAAAGGACGCCCUAUCCCUGUGCGGCUUGAAGCACUGCCGCAAGUGGAAUCACAGGUAGCAGCAGCACGAGCAUGGAGAGAACGGACUGGGCGUACCUUUCUUAAGAAGAAUUCUAGCCAUACGUUGUUACAGGUGCUGAGCCCCCGGACUGACAUUGGUGUAUAUGGGAGUGGCAAAAAUAGGAGGAAAAAAGCAAAAGAACUAAUAGAAAAAGAAAAAGAAAAGGAUCUGGACCUGGAGCCUCUGAGCGAUCUGGAGGAAGGAUUAGAGGAAACCAGAGAUACAGCCAUGGUGGUGGCAGUUUUCAAAGAACGGGAGCAAAAAGAGAUUGAAGCCAUGCAUUCUCUCAGAGCAGCCAACCUAGCCAAGAUGACAAUGGUGGACCGCAUAGAAGAAGUAAAAUUUUGCAUUUGCCGCAAGACAGCCAGUGGGUUUAUGCUACAGUGUGAGCUCUGCAAAGACUGGUUCCAUAACAGCUGUGUUCCUCUUCCUAAAUCAAGUUCCCAAAAAAAAGGAUCUAGCUGGCAAGCUAAAGAAGUAAAAUUCCUUUGCCCUCUUUGUAUGCGGUCUCGAAGGCCCAGGCUAGAGACUAUUCUGUCACUCCUGGUAUCCCUUCAGAAGUUGCCCGUGCGGUUGCCUGAAGGAGAGGCCCUACAGUGUUUGACAGAACGUGCUAUGAGUUGGCAAGAUAGAGCACGGCAGGCUCUAGCCACAGAUGAACUGUCCUCUGCCCUGGCCAAACUAUCUGUGUUGAGCCAGCGUAUGGUGGAACAGGCAGCUCGAGAAAAAACUGAAAAGAUCAUCAGUGCAGAACUCCAAAAAGCAGCUGCCAAUCCAGACUUACAGGGACACUUACCUAGUUUCCAGCAGUCUGCUUUUAACCGGAUGGUGAGCAGUGUGUCAUCUUCUCCUCGACAAACAAUGGACUAUGAUGACGAAGAAACAGACUCUGAUGAAGACGUUCGAGAGACAUAUGGCUACGACAUGAAGGACACAGCCAGUGUGAAGUCCUCUAGUAGUCUUGAACCCAAUCUUUUUUGUGAUGAAGAGAUUCCCAUCAAAUCUGAGGAGGUGGUGACCCACAUGUGGACAGCACCUUCAUUUUGUGCAGAGCAUGCUUAUUCUUCUGCUUCUAAGAGUUGUUCUCAAGGCUCUAGCACCCCAAGGAAACAACCUCGGAAGAGCCCUUUGGUGCCCCGAAGUUUGGAACCUCCAGUGCUGGAGUUGUCACCUGGAGCUAAGGCACAACUGGAAGAACUUAUGAUGGUUGGAGAUCUCCUGGAAGUAUCUCUGGACGAAACUCAACACAUAUGGCGGAUUUUGCAGGCCACACAUCCACCCUCUGAAGACAGAUUCUUGCAUAUCAUGGAGGAUGACAGCAUGGAAGAGAAACCAUUAAAAGUGAAAGGAAAGGACUCUUCAGAGAAGAAACGGAAACGGAAACUAGAAAAGGUAGAGCAGCUUUUUGGAGAAGGAAAACAGAAGUCCAAGGAGUUAAAGAAAAUGGACAAACCUAAAAAGAAGAAAUUAAAAUUAAGUGCAGACAAAUCAAAGGAGCUGAAUAAACUGGCCAAGAAACUAGCAAAAGAAGAAGAGAGAAAGAAAAAGAAGGAGAAGGCUGCUGCAGCCAAAGUUGAACUUGUGAAAGAGAGCACUGAAAAGAAAAGAGAGAAAAAGGUGCUGGACAUCCCCUCAAAGUAUGACUGGUCAGGAGCAGAGGAGUCUGAUGAUGAGAAUGCUGUAUGCGCAGCACAGAACUGCCAAAGGCCCUGUAAGGACAAGGUAGACUGGGUACAAUGUGAUGGUGGCUGUGAUGAGUGGUUUCAUCAAGUUUGUGUAGGUGUAUCUCCAGAAAUGGCUGAAAAUGAAGAUUACAUCUGUAUAAACUGUGCAAAGAAGCAGGGGCCAGUUAGCCCAGGUCCAGCACCACCUCCUUCCUUCAUAAUGAGCUACAAACUACCAAUGGAGGAUCUUAAAGAGACCAGUUAGCAGAUGUUUGGUUAGUUUGGGACAUGGGGGGACAUGGACCACAUUGAGACCUUAGUCAUCAAGUAGAGUGGUUUAUAUCCACUUGGAAGGUUGCUUCCAAAGAUGAAUGGCCUUCAGAGAAAGUCCUCUUAGUGCUGGCUUCCUCUUUGCCUGGACUCUGUGGGUUACAUUCUCUAUCAACAUAUCUAUGCAGAGGGUGUCUUCUUUGGUACAACAGCCAAUAUUUCAUGUCUCCUUUGAGUGUGGUUUACUGCAUUAAGGCCAGAUGCUUGAUUGAGCUCUAGGGUGGCUGGUUAGUAUUAAUACAUUGGUGUGCUAACAGGGCAUAUAGGAUGUGGCUUUUGUCCAGCUGAUAGUAGUUAGAGGCUUACAACUUAGGAGCAGCACCAACUGAAGGUGCUAAUUGCUUGGAUCUCCUUCAUUGGAAUAGUUGGAGAGGGAUUGGAGUACCACUUUCCUUCCACUGUUACCUGGUACUUAAAUGCCCUAAAGAUAAAACUAGGAGUAACAGGGCCAAAGUUAUUUCUGUUAGACGUCAAGGAAUGGUAUCACAGUCUAUUGACCUCAGCAAUUUGUGCUUGUUUGUGCUAGAAGAACACCCUAAAUAGAAGAACCUCUCACCAGCUGGGGCAGGUCACCUUAUCUUUGUAAGGAUGAGGAUGUCAUCUAGAUCAGAAAUCUGACUAGAUUGGAUUCUGGGGAGAAGAACCUACUACAAGGCAAGGAGCCGUUUUUUGGCUUUGAAAAGUCUUGCUGUCUUGGGUCUACAUUUUAGGGAAGAGCAGGUACAUGGAUCCAGGCUUCCGCCAAAAAAAAAGAGAAGAAGAUGACGAUGAUGACCAGUCAUACUAUCUUACUGAGCCACAGUGAUGCAUGCUUUUCCGGGAAAACUUCAUUCACAAGUAUUCCAGACACCAGGCUUCAGGCAUGGCCAUGAGCAAGACCAGCAAAUAACAGCUUUUUGCCUUGCAGCCCUGACCCCAAUGUCUGCUGUUUCCAACACCGGCAAUUUCUAACUACGGCCCACAGCAGAUGCUGUUGAAUAACACCAUGGCUUCAUCAGAGGAUGUGGGGUUGUAGUACCUCUGGGUGAUGAAGUUGUUUUAGUAAAUCCAUUUUU
Messenger RNA from Nomascus leucogenys (northern white-cheeked gibbon), 6401 nucleotides. The record is from RefSeq and is a predicted model, not a curated record. Lineage: Eukaryota; Metazoa; Chordata; Mammalia; Primates; Hylobatidae.